AAUGGCCAUAUAAAAAGCACGUUUCUCUACCAGAAUUCUGUCUUCUAAAUAAGUUGAUAUUAUUUUUUGAGAUCCGUGGCAUUAACUGAACUCUGAACAUUGCCUGAGCAGUUCUCUUUGAUUGACGAGUACAUGUAGAUAAAAUUAAUAUACUUUGACAGUGCAUAGAUCUCUCAAUUUAAAAUGGCGCCCAAGAAGGAAAAAGACGAUAAGCAAAAAGCUCAAGAAAACAACGAAAAACAUGAAAAGCCAGAAGAAGAGAAGCAAGAUGAUGAUGCAGGCAAGCAGCCGCCUAGUGAUCGGAGCUGGAUUAAGAACGACUACAAGAAGUUGAAGCAGUCCCUUCAAAAACAGCAGCAGACUGCGCUCAUGAGCGAAAGCGGCAGAGGCUUGAAUGCGUAUGCUGAUACUUCAGUGAGUGAUACAGCCAUGAACACGAGCACGAAACCAGUCAAAGUUGAGCCAUAUGGAUUACGGCCUGGGGAAGCUAUAGCAAAGGAAUACGGUAGAGACAGUACGCUAAAGCCAGUUGACCCUCAGAAAUCACUUCAAAUCGACAGCGGAUUCCCAAUGCCUUACAAACCUCAAAAUCAAAAGAAGGAGGCAACAGCGAAAAAUAAGGAGAAGGAACAGAACCAAAAUAGCGAAAAAACGGCAGAUGAGAACAAACAGAAGUCUGAUUCUACUAAGAAGAAAGACGAUGGCAAGAAAAAUGAUAAACAAAACAAAGAGAAACAAAAUGAUACCAACAAAAAUAAUGAGCAAGAAAAGGACGACCAGGAAGACAAGAAAAAAGAGCCGCACUACAUGAGAAUUCCUUACCAGCUGCCGCGUGAACGAAGAGUGGUGUUCAAGCCUUUGAAGAUACUGGAGCAGAAAAGAAAAGAUCAGUUGAAUUAUGAUGAUCUUCGCAAAAUAAGGAAAGAAGUGGAGGAGCAAAAGCAGGAGAGAAGUGCUGUCCGAUACGAGGAGAACUACACUCUCACACAGAGAGAUUGGAAAGACAUGGAGUUCGACGGCCUAUACGAUUUGAGACUUGAGGCAGACAAGAAGCGACUGCAGAAGCCUAUAGUCAGAUACUUCGGUGCAUACAAAAGAGGCAACAGGGAGGCGGCCACAGAACUUGCUCAGCCUCUGGACCCCACCACUGCCGACGAGCUAGAGUGCAAGAAGCUGGACACUUUGCUGAACAAUCUCCAAAAGACAUAGAAGUCUUAAUUGCAUGCACUUAGAGAUUGACCAAGCUCGACCUGAAAAUUACCUUCUCCUUGCGAUUUGCGUUUCGAAAGAACAGAAAAUUUGAAAUGCUUGCCUUAAAUAGCAUCUGCAUCACUAACAAGUUGCUGCUUUUAGCUUAAAAAUUGCGUAUAUUUUUUGAAA
Molecule: messenger RNA, 1380 nt
Organism: Symsagittifera roscoffensis
Lineage: Eukaryota; Metazoa; Xenacoelomorpha; Acoela; Convolutidae
Product: cylicin-1-like
Exons: 10
Coding region: 184-1209 (341 amino acids)
Source: RefSeq, a predicted model, not a curated record